AUGGCGCCUCAGGCUGCGUACAGCCUCAUCGAGCUGCCCAGCAGCCGCAACUCCACCCUCUACGGGCGCAGCCAGCACGGGCGCCAGCUACACUGCGAGCUGGUCGGCUGCAUCCAGGCACGAAUCGCGGUGGCGAUCCUGGAACAAACUGAAACGGCUCCUCGAGGGCGGGAGUUGCAGAACCGCCGACCCCGGGAUGGGGAUACGGCGAUCCCCCUCCCGCCGCCACAAAUUCAACUCCCGCCACAGGCGGAACGGGCGGGAGGCGAAGCCGAGACCCAGGGACAGGAGCAGAGGCAGAGGCAGCAGGAGGCGACGGGGCAGUAUUCUGAUGCGGGACGGGAGCGGCAGGCGGCGGAUCCACCGGCAGCACAGCCUGUCGGAGAGCAGCACGUGCCGCGACGGCGUGAGAGCUGCCUUGGGUCUGGGCGGCCCUCUCCUCCCGCAGGCGCGGGCGCGACAACAAGCACCGCAGGCAAGGGAACCGCGGGGUCGGCGACAGACACCGGGGGUGCAGCAGGGGACGCCUGGGGUUCAGUCGGCACUGGCUGCGCGGAGGGAACAGCAGCGGCAGGUGCAGGAGCCGGAGCGACAACAGUCGCUGUUGAUCCCGGCGCUUCCGCGACAAGGGGAGCCUCGGGUCCGGGGGGAGGAAUCUUUUCAGAGGCUGUUGGCGAGGGCUUCGGAGCCGGAGGCAGAGGGGGCUUCGUCGCCGUGGUCGCCCUUUCGGGCUCAGACGGAGGCCUGGAGACCAUUGCCGACCAGGAGGCAACGAGCUCUGGCGACGGCUCAGGCGCACCAGGAAUCACCAUCGCGUGGACGGGGGGCUCGAGAAGAGAGGAGUCAAGAGGUUAG
Messenger RNA from Closterium sp. Naga37s-1, 855 nucleotides. NCBI's taxonomy places the organism in Eukaryota, Viridiplantae, Streptophyta, Zygnematophyceae, Desmidiales, Closteriaceae. The record is from the annotation of a GenBank genome assembly.